Neospora caninum is the source of this 3603-nucleotide messenger RNA. RefSeq names its product Gelation factor, related. NCBI's taxonomy places the organism in Eukaryota, Apicomplexa, Conoidasida, Eucoccidiorida, Sarcocystidae. The record is from RefSeq and is a predicted model, not a curated record. Bases 1 to 3603 code for a protein of 1200 amino acids. Gene Ontology annotation, molecular function: actin filament binding. The transcript has 19 exons. Gene Ontology annotation, biological process: actin cytoskeleton organization.
AUGUUUCCGCGGCCCCGCCGGAGAUUUGCUUUCGCGGCUGUCCAUGAUAUGGACGCGCCGUCGGCUUCUUUCGUUCAAAGCGUGAACCAAAAUGGAGAUGCGCGUGAGGGAGAACUGCCUUCGCUUGAUGCUGCGACGGCGAAAGCUGGCUCGGAAGGACUGCUGACGAAACAGUUUGGCGGCAGGAAGGCCGCGUCGAGCAAUCCCGCGUCCGGUGACCGUUCCCCGCUGGGUCGCGGCUCUCACCCUUCAUCAGGCCUUGCCUCUCACGACAGUCUGCUGGCUCUUCUCCGGUCGCUUGGUUCCGAUGAAAAGGAAACCACAGACGGCGCGGUUGGUCCGGCUGCCGACCAGAGCACCCCAUCUCGCGUCGGCGAUGCUUCCCCGCUGCCGAAGAAAGGCGCCUCGUUAUCUUCUCGUUUUGCAGCCUCCACCCUAAAGCCUGCUUCGAAGGUAUCCUCGUUGUCUUCUCUCCCUGGAUCCCGCACCGGAAGGUCAGCGUCUGGCGUCGCUCUGGUGCAGAAGGCAAGCUUGCGAGGCAAGGGCCCCGCUGGACCGCUCAGUCCUCCCGCACCUUCCGGUCCAGCUCUUUUGCCCAAAGGCGGAUCCCGGAGCUCGGUCAGGGAACCGAUGGCGGAGGGGAAAGAGAACGCUGUGGGUGAACUGGAGAGAACCGGGCCCCGGCAACACUCGGAGAAGGAAGGCGAGAAGAAGAGCCGCGCGUCGAGUACGUCCGGGUCUGCCGCACAGGGUGACAGCCCGACACUCCUGAAUGCCGCCUCUCUGUAUCCUCCGGAGAGAUCCUCAUUCUUUUCCUCCGAGUUCAGUUACGUCGCAGAAGACGAGGGGCCAUUCGAUGCACUCUCUCCCUCUCAGUCAGCGCGCCGGUCACUGGGCUCAGCGCGGUGGUCUGCGCAAGAACAGGAGGAACAGGGUAGGGAAGACAGAGUCUUGCCUCUGUUGACUCUUCCCGUACAAACCCUUCCUCUUGGCGGGGAACAGGACGUGUCCAACGGCCUCGCGAGUCCCAGAGAACCGACUGCUCAGGGGGUUUCCAAGGACCGCUCUUUGCCCUGGGAGCAGGCUGCGGCGGCCCACGUACAACAAGACAGAGAGCGGUUUGCAGAGGAUCAUUCUCGAGCCCGGUUUCCUCUCGUCUCCGAUCUGUUCUCCCCGACAGACAAGACCGCUUAUCUAGGCAUGCUGGACGCGUACGGCAAACCGAGACGGAGGCGAGCUCUCUGCUUCUCUGUGAUCGGCUUCUGUUCGAUCUUCAUCACCUUGUUUCGCGAUGGCGUGCCAAGGAAACACCCGUCUCACCCCCGCAUCCCCCCUGUGUCGCCUUGGAGCCUGACCUGUCUCGCGUCCUUCCAUCGCUUCGCCCACCUUGCUUCUCUGCCCGAGCCGCGCCCUGACCUCGAAUGUGGGGAGUUCCGGCCGGCGCAUGAUUUGAAGUCGGAGGCAGACGCCGCGCUAUGCCGCGUUUUCGGCCCCGGUCUCGAGCACGCGGAGGCGGGGCGCCUCGCGAACUUCACAAUCCAGGCCGUCAACGCCGACGGGGCCUUCCUGCGAAGCGGAGACGCCUCGUUCACGGUCUACGUGGACCGUGCGAAAGUCCCAGCGGCUGAGCGGCCUGGGACGCGGUGGAGAAACGGGCAAGACACAGACGGCCCGGAAGACGACUACGACUCCGACGCUGAGAGACUGAAUCAGUAUCGGCCUCCAGGCACCCGAUCGGCGCACCGAAGAAGAAAGGAUACGCUCGACGGAUACGUGUACAACCGCGGAGACGGAACCUACACAGUGCACUACUACUGCACAGUGGCCGCGCCUCACUCCAUCUAUGUCUACCUGAAUGAUCGGGUUCUUGUAGCAGACUCGCCCUACCGCGUGAACGUCCAGCCAGGGGCGACAACUGCGGAGUGUUCUGAAGCGUAUGGAGACGGGACCAAGUUCUUCGCUCUGGGAGGCGGCUUCAGUGAAAUCGUCAUCCAAGCCAAGGAUGCCAGCGGCAACAAUGUGAAAACCGGCGGAGACACGUUUACCGUCACGGCCUCGGGCGCUGCCAAAAUUGUCGAAACAACAGACAUGAACGAUGGGACGUAUUGGGUGAAGUACUACGUCCCUCAAGGGGCUGAAAAACACUUCGUCGAGAUCCGCAUUUCCUACCACGGGCGCGCCAUCAAAGGCGCUCCCUUUCGACCGCGCCCUGGCGGUCCUGUUGAGGAUGAACCUCCUCCCGAGCGCCUGAGCGACACCGUGAACGUGACGAAUCCGUUAGACAGCCUCAUGACCCUCGCCGAGAGGUGCCGCGAGCGGUGGAGCCAGACGAAGAAUCCGCCUGCGCUGUCUCCGUAUCCGCCUUUCCCCUCUUUGGAGGAAGCAACGCGUAUCUUGCAGAAGGCCAACCUGGACUACGACGCCGUCGUGCCUCCCAAGUGGGGAAUGCCUCGUGCUUGGGUGACUUUCUGUUUUCCCUUCAGACAGACACCACAGAAGCGCACCUGCGAGAGCACGAUUCAGUCGGUCAUGAAGAACCUCAAGGCGCACGGCCGCGUCGGCAGUUUCCACGACGUCGUCGAGAAGGGCAAUCGCGAACGCUUGAAUCAGUACAUCGACUUCAUCGCACGCUUGCAAGAGGGAAUGGAUGUCACGUACAAGUCUAUCCACUACGCCGUGGUGGAUUCCCUUCCGGUGGCUCUUGAGCUGGAAAACCCCACCGAGGUCCGCGAGGCGCACAGGAAGCGCCGCCAAGACCUUAUCCAGCGUCACAAAAAUAUGGAAAAGAAGGAAGCUGAACUUCGACAACGCGAGGCGCGUUUCAAGGCACAGAGACUGAAAUUCGUCUCCGGGAUGGCAGAAGAACUUGAGCGGCGAAGGAAAGCAGUCGAAGCGGAGAAAGCGGCUCUCAAAGAGAAUACGCAGUACAUUCUCCGCCUUACUCAACUCAGUCUCAAAAAGCACCUGCGCCGGGAAAUGCUUACAGCGUGUGAGCGCGAGCCCGUGGAGGCCUUCAAGUCGAGUUUCUGGCAGCGCGACUUUAGUCGCAUGCUGAUAGAUGUGCCUGCGGCGUCGGAUGGGAAGAAGGCGGGCGCUGAACGUGAAGUCGACGACGAAGACCGCAGCUCGGAAGCCGGUCAGCUGCCUCCGACCAAGCCUGAUGACCCCACACGCCCGUCCGCGUGGCUACAAAAGGGCGAGUUCGUCUCUGGCGGAUCUUCGCCUUUCGGUAUCCAAAGAGUCGCGCAUGAUGCCGACGCUCGGCUCAUUCGCGCGCGGCGCACGUAUGGGGGAGGGAACCCAACGUACGUGUCCUAUUCUCUCGGUUCCUUCGCUCCUCCGCCUUCUGGAGACUCCAGACGACAGGAGUCCCCUCCUGGCAAGAGAGACACACGGCACGGCCUUCCGCCUUCUUCGGGUGGGUCCGACGGCGACGCCGAUCGGCCAACCGGAAUAGACGCAGAGAGCAAAAAAGAGGAAAAGAAACGCGUUCGGUUUGAAGAUCGGAAACACCCUGGUUUUCCCUUCUCAGACCUGCCAAACGAGUUCGCGAUUCCCCAUCCCAGGCCGCCGCCGCCUGCGCCGCCUCCUCGUUAUUUGUGA